AUGGCGGAGGAAGAGGAAAGGUGGGGAGAAGAGAGAGUGGAGGAGGUGAGGCAGGCACUGCUGUACGCUACGUUGGAGCUGGAGUCGACCCGGCAAGCCGCCCAGGGGCAGAUCCAGCGCAUGGAGUGCGACUUGGCCCGCCUCCGCGACCUCCUCGGCACCGCCACGAGAGAACGGGACGAGGCCCGGGAGCAGGCCCGCCACGCCCUCCUCCUCCGGCACAGCGGCGGCACAGCGGCGAACGAGAGUCCUCCGGCCAACGCCCAUCAAUACGCCGCCACCGCCCGAUUCCUCCAGCCGGAGUUCAGCCAUGCAGGCGCGGGGUUUGGGUUGUCGCCGUCGUCGUCCUCGCUGUCCUCCGAUGACAGCAGCUUGGCCGUCUCCUCCACUCCACCGAGGCCGUCGGCGGGAGAAGUAGAGCUAUUCGAACUGGUUCCGGCGGGAAGACUGCCGGAGAAGGGGCGGUUGUUGGAGGCGGUGAUGAAGGCGGGACCGCUCCUCCACAACGUGAUGCUGGCGGGUCCGCUGCCCAAAUGGCAGCACCCCCCGCCGCCUCUUGGGAGCUUGGGAAUUCCCCCCUUCUCCGUGACAACGAACGGCGCCGACGCCAUGGCUACGGCGGGGGAGGAUUUGAAGUCACAACUAGGGCAACCACAGGGGCCCUGCAACGGGAGGAAGAGAGACCUUGAAGGAGAGGAGGGCAUGGUGAUGAAGGCGUUGUCGGAGGCUAGAGGACAGUCUCCACCUUCUUCCUCUUUCUCUCCGAGGAACGGCAGCCGCGGCAAGCACCGGAAGACUGGCCCUUUCCUCUUCCAUUGA
This is a messenger RNA of Spirodela intermedia, 819 nucleotides long. The record is from the annotation of a GenBank genome assembly. NCBI's taxonomy places the organism in Eukaryota, Viridiplantae, Streptophyta, Magnoliopsida, Alismatales, Araceae.